Molecule: messenger RNA, 636 nt
Organism: Megalops cyprinoides (Indo-Pacific tarpon)
Lineage: Eukaryota; Metazoa; Chordata; Actinopteri; Elopiformes; Megalopidae
Product: peroxiredoxin-like 2A
Exons: 5
Source: RefSeq, a predicted model, not a curated record
AUGGGGACCCUGAUGAAGGGGAUCGAGGCGGUCGGCGCUUUUGUCGCAGGUGUUUUGUGUGCGUUCAGCGACCUGUUUCUGACCAAGCCGGAAUGGGCAAGUCUGGAGUACCUGGAGGACGCUGACCUCAAAACAAUUGGUCAAGAGGUGAGGACCUUCAAGGCUAAGGCUCUCUGGGAGUCCUCAGGGGCAGUCAUCAUGGCUGUCCGGCGGCCCGGAUGAUUUUUGUGCAGAGAGGAAGCCUCUGAGCUGUCCUCUCUGAAGCCCCAGCUGGAGGAGCUCGGGGUCCCUCUGUAUGCCGUGGUGAAGGAAAACAUCGGCACAGAGAUCCAGGACUUCAGACCACACUUCGCUGGGGCCAUCUUCCUGGACGAGAAGAGACGUUUCUACGGUCCCCGUGAGAGAAAGAUGGGGUUCCUGGGCUUUCUCCGUGUUGGAGUGUGGAAGAAUGGCUUCAGAGCCUUCCGGAAGGGUUUCCUUGGCAACCUAUACGGAGAGGGCUUUGUCCUUGGAGGAGUGUUUGUCAUUGGAGCAGGCCAACAGGGCAUACUUCUUGAACAUCGGGAGAAAGAGUUUGGGGAUAAGGUCAACAUGCUUGCUAUUCUGAAGACUGCCAGGAAAAUUAAAAUGAAUUAA